AUGGAGGAGUGUAGCUACAGUCUUGCUAUUUUGGGCGAAGACAUGCUCGACAAGCUGGGCAAGAUGUUGGACAACUCUACCUGCGGAUGGAGGCAGCUGGCCAAAAUUGUGUGUGAAGAGCCUAAAUUCCGCUGCAGUGAAAAGGAUGUGACCAACUGCUCGCUCCAGGUGUUGAGUGCGACAGGAAGCCCUGGUCGCAGUUUUCUGAAUCUCCUGAUCGAUCGAUCCUGCUCUCUGCUCUUUCUGCUACAGUGUUUAAGAAAGACUGACCACCGGGAAGCUGUACAGCUCCUCACAAUGACAGUAACAGAACAAAUCCAGGUUACAGUCCAGCCCAACUCCCAAAGGGCACCACUGGGCAGCAGGGUGGUUUUGAUAUGUCGGGCCUUUGGGCCUCCCGGUUUGUGUUACCAGUGGUUCAAAGGCAAAGAUGAGAUUUUGGAAGCGACUGCACGCACACCUGAGCUUGUUGUAUGUCCUUUGGGCCCCGAGCACCAAGGUAGCUACAUCUGUCGAGUCAACCAUGGAGACAACUGUGUCUUUUCCCAGUGGGCUCAAGUGCGCUUGGUUGAACCUUCAGCCAGUGCGAGUCCAGGUUAUUGCAGCAGCAUGCUCUCAGGCUCAUCCAGUGGGGUGCGUAUCAUCUACCAGCCUCAGUCCCAAGCAGCAUCUGAGGGUGAUGCCUUGCUUUUAGAGUGCACUGCCGUUGCCAACCCUCCUGCUCAGUACCAGUGGUACCACAACUCUGUUGUGUUGCCACAAAACAAGGCGCGUCUACUCAAAAUCCCAUGUGUGACCACAGCACACAGAGGGCAGUAUAGAUGUAAGGUGUUCAACUUGUAUCACGAAGUAUGGAGUGACCCAGCUACUGUCAGCAUUGGCCCAUCUUCCAUCACUGAUCCCUCCUGGGUGGCAGUUGACCGCGGCCUGGCCACAGACAAGGUAGCACUCCUUAUCGGCAACAUGAACUAUCGCUACCACACUCAGCUCUGCGCUCCCAUGGCGGACGUCCACGAAUUGAGCAACAUUCUGAGGCAAAUGGACUUCAAGGUGGUCUCUCUGCUGGACCUCAACUGGCACGAGAUGCACAGUGCCAUCACGGAGUUUCUGCUGCUUCUUGGCAAAGGAGUUUACGGCUUGCUCUACUUUGCCGGUCACGGAUACGAGAACUACGGCAACAGUUUCAUGGUGCCCACUGACGCGCCGGCCUCGUAUACAUCGGAGCACUGCUUUUGCGUCCAGAACAUACUAACUAGAAUGCAGGAGAAGGAGACUGGACUCAACGUACUCCUGUUGGACAUGUGCCGGAAAAGAAACCCAAACGAUGAUGUCGUCGUCCAACCUGGUUUGUUGAAGGUGACUGCAAAUAUUGUGUUUGGAUAUGCCACGUGUGUCGAUGCCGAGGCUUACGAAGUGAAGAGAGAAAAUGUUUCCAACGGCAUUUUCAUAAGCUUCCUCAAGCGGCGGGUUCGCGAGGAUGAAAAGGUCACCGUAAUGCUGGACAGGGUGGCAGAAGACAUGGGUCGAUUUGAAAUCACUCGUGGGAGGCAGGCUCUGGAGCUCCGCAGUAAUCUGUCCGAGCGGCGUUCCCUCACUGAUCGUAUUCAGAUGUCAGACUGCACAGCAGCGUAUUCGGCUCGUAACCUACAAUGGGCUGUUGCUCAUGUCCUGCCAAAGAGCCUUUUCGUCCAUUUUGACUGUGGUGUUAAAGUCCAGCUUGGAUUUGCUGCCGAAUUCUCCAACAUCAUGGUCAUAUACACGCGUAUACUGGACAAGCCCGGAGAAAUUUCUUCAUGCUCUGCUCAGCUCGCUGACUUUCCUGAGGAUGUGGAUAUUGACCUGAAGAAAAGCAAUCAGGAAUCUCUGCUUGAAGCUGGAAGUUUAUUGUUAAUCAAAGAACAGCUUCCUUCGCCUGAACUCCCCAGUCGGUACACUCGUAUUUGCAGUCUGCAGAGACUCAAGAAGGAGCUCACGUUCGCCGUCUGUCUCCGUUACAUUUACGCCAACAUGGAGGAGGAAGUUGAGGAAAGGCAAGUGGUUACUGUCGGCAAACCGCUGGUUUCCAAACUGAACCUCCACCAACAACGACAAAGCUCAGCCUCGCCAUCUCUCAACCUGGAAUCAUGUACUAUUUCUGAGGUCUCCUCCGAGGACUUUGCGCCAUUAGCCUCCAACGUGUAG
This is a messenger RNA of Nerophis lumbriciformis (worm pipefish), 2181 nucleotides long. Lineage: Eukaryota; Metazoa; Chordata; Actinopteri; Syngnathiformes; Syngnathidae. The record is from RefSeq and is a predicted model, not a curated record.